AAUGUGAUUGGCCGACUGUGGGGAUGUUGUGUGUAACCGCUUCUCCGGCUUCCGUGACGCAGGGGGUAAGGGGCUAGGUUGUGAACACUUUCACAACAAGCCCACCAGAAGCAGAGCACGGAGGAGACGCUCUGCCAACAUGGAUGACGAUAGAGCCAGCGAUGAAUGGACAACUGCUAGGCUGGAUGGAAAGACUGUAAUAAUAACUGGUGCGAACACUGGAAUUGGCAAAGAGACUGCAAGAGACCUGGCAAAGAGAGGAGCCCAAAUUAUUCUGGCAUGCAGGGACACAGAAAAAGGAGAUGCUGCAGCUAAAGAAAUAAUAGAGGAAUCUGGAAAUUCUAAUAUAGUAGUGAAGAAAUUGAAUUUGGCCAAUACCAAGUCUGUUCGAGAGUUUGCAGAGCAGAUCAAUAACGAACAACAGCAGGUUAACAUUCUGAUCAAUAAUGCUGGGGUAAUGAUGUGUCCUUAUUUGAAAACAGAAGAUGGCUUUGAGUUACAAUUUGGAGUCAAUCACUUAGGUCACUUUUUGCUAACCUAUUUGCUAAUUGACUUGAUAAAACGAUCUAGUCCUGCUCGAAUCAUAAAUGUCUCUUCUGCGGCACAUAAAAUGGGAAAAAUUCAGUUUGAUGACUUGAAUAGUGAGAAGAACUACAGUCCAAUGAAAGCCUAUGCACAGAGCAAACUAGCCAAUAUUUUAUUUACAAGGGAAUUGGCUAGAAAACUUGAAGGGACAAGUGUGUCAGUCUUUGCUUUGCAUCCAGGCGUGGUCAGAACUGAAUUAGCCAGACACUUGAACCCUAUAACCCGGUUUGGGCUGUCAUUGCUACGACCCUUUACCAAAUCUCCAGCAAGUGGUGCCGAAACUACAAAUUAUUGUGCUGUAGCUCCAGGACUGGAAAAAGAAACGGGGCAAUAUUUCAGUGAUUGUGAUCGUGCUGCCUGUUCAUCGGCUGCCUGUGAUGAUGAAACCGCAAAGAAGUUGUGGGAAGUAAGCUGCCAAAUGCUGGAAAUUGAUUGGCAAUGAGAACUUAACAUGCUGCUUAUUAAGUUCAAUUUAUUUGUACUACUAUUAAUUGACAAAAUUGAGGUUGUAUCUGAAUAAUAGAAUAACAUUAACUUUUUGGCAAUAUUUUUCUUAAAUAUAAAAAUUAACAUACUUUGUAUACAUUUAAAAGCUCAAUAUAGGUCAUAUGAUUGGAUAUAUGUACAAUUUUGCUUCCUUUUAAUAUAUUUAAAGAUGUAAUUUUUUAAAAUUUCUACAAAAAUAUCUACAAAUACAAAUUUAACAUAUUUGCUUAUUCUUGAUGUUUGUUCCUUUUUUUGUUACCUCUUACACUACUGGCUUUUCCUGCUUUCAUUACUUUUCCAUUUUGUAACACUUUAGUAUGAAUUGAUUAAUGGAUAAUAUUUUGAGCUUUUGCCAUUUAAGAUGUUGUAUAAUUGACUGUAUCAUCAUUUGUUUAUCAUGAAUUAUCAUAGGAAGUGGCAUAAUAAAAUUUAGUGAGUUUUGUGACCCUUAUAGCUUUCUGAAUGGGGUAAUACUUUCAGAAAUGUGUGCAAUACUUAAGUAGUGAAUUUGAUUUUCUUGUUGAAAGGAUCUUUUUUUAAAAAAAGACUUGUGCAAUUAGAUAUCAUGGUCUGUGUGGUUUUGUAGUUGAACCAUUCUGCACCAGUCAGUUGCUGAAUUUUAAAUCUUGAAGAUUGACUGCAGGAAUAUGACAUCUGUUCACAUAGUGCAAGUUGUGAUAAUUGAAAAUCUGGCAUUAAGUACUUUAAGAGGCUAUAAUUGUCAUUUAAUGUGAUUUUUUUUAAUAUAUAUUGUGAAAUAAAAACACUAAGUCAACAAAAUGGA
This is a messenger RNA of Pristis pectinata (smalltooth sawfish), 1855 nucleotides long. Its product is annotated as retinol dehydrogenase 12-like. NCBI's taxonomy places the organism in Eukaryota, Metazoa, Chordata, Chondrichthyes, Rhinopristiformes, Pristidae. The record is from RefSeq and is a predicted model, not a curated record. The transcript has 7 exons. The coding region runs from base 140 to 1027 and encodes 295 amino acids.